Brassica rapa (field mustard) is the source of this 876-nucleotide messenger RNA. RefSeq names its product putative nuclease HARBI1. The record is from RefSeq and is a predicted model, not a curated record. NCBI's taxonomy places the organism in Eukaryota, Viridiplantae, Streptophyta, Magnoliopsida, Brassicales, Brassicaceae.
AUGGUUGACGAAUAUCUCCGACUUGGUGAGAGCACUGCAUUUUCUUGUUUACAUCAUUUCACUGAUGGGAUAAUACAGUUAUUCGGAGAUGAGUAUCUGCGACCACCCACAGCAGAGGAUCUUCAACGACUACUCGAUAUGGGAGAGAAACGAGGGUUUCCUGGGAUGGUCAGGAGCAUUGACUGUAUGCACUGGGAGUGGAAAAAUUAUCCAACCGCUUGGAAAGGACAGUACGCCCGUGGCCACGGAAAACCGACUAUUGUCCUAGAGGCCGUAGCUUCACAAGAUCUUUGGAUUUGGCACGCAUUUUUUGGUCUUCCAGGUACCUUAAAUGAUCUUAAUGUCCUCGAUCGAUCUCCUGUGUUUGAUAACCUCUUAGAAGGUCGAGCUCCCAGGGUGAGGUACAUGGUCAACAACCACAUGUAUAAGUUGGCAUAUUACCUCACAGAUGGUAUAUAUCCAAAAUGGUCAAUAUUUAUCCAAACUAUCACACUCCCUCAAAGUCCUAAACAACAGUUAUUUGCUCAAGUUCAAGAAUCAGUCCGAAAAGAUGUCGAGCGGGCUUUUGGAGUAUUGCAAGCUCGGUUUGCGAUUGUGAAAAACCCGGUUCAUACAAUGGCCAAAGAGAAGAUAGGGAAGAUAAUGAGAGCAUGUAUCAUACUACACAAUAUGAUAGUUGAAGAUGAACGAGAUGGUUAUUCAAUGCGGUAUCACAGCUACUAUUGGAGAGACCCAUCUCGCAUUCUCUCUUGUAGCCCUCGAAUUGAUGCGUACGAGGGAAAUGGAGGGCAGAGUCAAUGGAGAUCAAGACGUGACCUUUCAAAGCUGCCAUCCUUCAACGUUGGGGAACGUUGCAACGAGGCAACAAUCAAUUGA